Messenger RNA from Portunus trituberculatus (swimming crab), 939 nucleotides. Its product is annotated as heme-binding protein 1-like. Lineage: Eukaryota; Metazoa; Arthropoda; Malacostraca; Decapoda; Portunidae. The transcript has 6 exons. The record is from RefSeq and is a predicted model, not a curated record. The coding region runs from base 124 to 729 and encodes 201 amino acids.
GCCAGGUGUGAAGCAGGUGUGCAUCUUCUUCAGGUGUGCUUCUGAAAGUCUUCGUAAAUUCUAACCACCACCACCACCACCCCUGUUAUUGCUUCUGGGGCGUUCAUAAGACUCCUGCUGAAGAUGAGGCUCCUAACAGCAUCUUUCUACCUGCUGGCGAUGCAAUUAGUCCUCCUGCAGGUGGUGGAGACGCAGAUCAGAGAGAACGUGAGUGAGAUCGCGCCCUACACCGUCGUCAAGGAGGCCCAGACUUACGAGGAGCGCUCCUACCCUUCGGCACACUGGAUUUGUCACAACGCCACCCUUCAGGACCCCAGCAUGAGCGUUGACUCCUUCUGGCCUCUCUUCGGCUACAUCUCAGGAGCAAACAUCGAUGGCGUGUCCAUCCCCAUGACCGCCCCAGUCACGGUGAGGGCAGAGGAGGAUAAGCAGACAGGGAGUUGGAACACCAAGAUGUGCUUCUACCUGCCGGAAGCCCACCAGGAGAACCCGCCGAUUCCCUACAACGAAGAUUUGCAGCUGGUGAUGAGGAACGCCAUGAACGUUUUCGCCAGACGCAUAGGAGGCAACCUGACGACUGAAGAGUGGGCAACCUUCGCUAAUGACCUCAAGACCACUCUGGCCACUGAGGAGCCAACAGCUGACCUCUCCGCCUACUACAUUGUUGGUUAUGACUCCCCCAGCAAGGCCACUGACCGCAGGAACGAGGUGUGGUUUAAGAAGACGUGAAGGAACUCAUUAACCUAACCUAACCUAACCUAACCAAACCUAGUAAUAUUUUCCACAAGAACUACAAACACUCACUAUAAAUGUGUUUCUCCCUGUUGCUUGUCGUUCUUCUGAUUUAUUAUUCACUAUUAUGUCAACUGAUGUCACACUCUCUGCCAUGUUUUUUUUCUUUGUGUUUGUUUUGAUUGAAUAAAUAAAAGUUUGAUUAAU